Penaeus vannamei (Pacific white shrimp) is the source of this 3108-nucleotide messenger RNA. Its product is annotated as protein regulator of cytokinesis 1. Gene Ontology annotation, molecular function: microtubule binding. Gene Ontology annotation, biological process: mitotic spindle midzone assembly; microtubule cytoskeleton organization. The record is from RefSeq and is a predicted model, not a curated record. Gene Ontology annotation, cellular component: spindle; cytoplasm; mitotic spindle midzone. Lineage: Eukaryota; Metazoa; Arthropoda; Malacostraca; Decapoda; Penaeidae.
AACAACAUACAAGUCCUUCAUUCAAAAGUUUGGGUUGUUUGGUCUGACAGAAAGAGUUUAUUUAUUUACAAUGGAUGAAACAAGAGAGGAGUUGGAUCGAACAUUGGCCCGUUUGGAGGCUGUUUGGGAUGACAUUGGUCUGAAUGAAGAACAGCGCAAAGAACGGCGUCAUCAUUUUAAUGGUCACAUUGUAAAUUUGUGUGAAAAGAUAAUUGACGAUGAAACAGCUUUAAAGACAAGAAUCACAAACAACAUUGAACGUAAUACUCAAGAGAUCUUAAAACUUAGUGAGGGUCUUGGAAUAGUCCCAGAGGAUGCUGUGGAUGGUAUGACAUUAUUGGAAUUGGACACAUUACUUCAAGAAAGAGUGGAUCACCUACUUCAGUUGAAGGAACAGCGGAUGGACACUCUCAGGCUUUUGCAAGAAAAAGAUGAAGGAAUCUGUGAAUUACUUUGUGAGACUCCAUAUUACAUUCCUGCUGGCCUGAUCCCAUCACUUGAAGAUAUAAAGAGUGUAGAAGAUCAUGUGAAAACAAUGGAAACAGAGAAGGAAGAACGAGAGAAGAAUUUUCGAAGUCUGAAGGCAGGCAUACUGAAAUUCCUCGAGCUUUUAGAACAGCCACCAGAAGAUUCUUUCUGCCAAGAUAUUAUUUGCUCUGAGGAUGACGAUUUCCCCCUCGGAAAAGCCUACUUACAACAGAUGAGGGGUGUUCACAGUGACCUUGAGUUCCGUGUCCAUGAAAAUGAAGUGAAAUCAUUGGAGCUACGUGAGAAAAUCAACUGGCUGUGGAUUGCGUUAGAAAUACCAGUAGAAGAACAGCAAGCUUUUCUCUCCACGGCACCUAAGCACACACCAUCAAAUAUUGCGAAGCUAGAGGAAGAGCUGGAGAGACUCAGGUUGCUACGCCUUCAAAAUUUGUCUGUUUUCAUAGAGAAACUUCAAGAAGAACUAGCUACUUCUUGGGAAAAGUGCUAUGUUGGAGAGGAAGAAAGGAAAAAGUUUCUGGAUCAGCAGCCAGAUGAUGCAAGUGAAGAAGUUUUAGAUGCUUAUGAAAAAGAAGUUCAUAAGUGGAAACAGCACUAUGAAGCCAACAAGGAUAUUUAUAUACUGGCUUCACAGUUUAUGGAUCUUUAUAAUCACAUGUUGGAGUUAGAGGAACGAGCUAAGGACCCUAGCCGUCUUUUCAACACAAGAGGUGGGGCCCUACUGCUUGAAGAAAAGGCCAAGAAGAAAGUGAGGACUGAGCUCCCGAGAGUUCAAGAAAGCUUGCUUGAAAGUGGCAGAGUUUGGGCUGAGCAGGAGGGAAGAUCUUUCCAUAUUAAUGGGGUGCCUUUGGAAGAUUAUAUCCGAGUGCUGUGGGAAAACUAUGAUGUGAAAAAAGAAGCAGAAAAGAAUAAAAGACAAGUAAAAGGGGCCCAGGAGGUUAAACGCCCAGGUUUACAUAAUCCCAAAACUCCAGCUGCACUCACAAAUACUAAGAAAAGAUGUCGUGAAGGUGAAGAUACAGCAAGCACAAAGAAGAUGAAGCCGGGUGUAUCACUGUUCAAGUCACCUUCAAAAUCAACUCUUCGCUCACCUACAAAGACUCCCAGAACCAGACCACUUACAGAGCGCAAUGCCCUGCUCUGUCCACCACCAAUUUCAUCCAGUGACACAAGUCUACAUUCCACCAUCUCAUAUGAUAAGUUUGAAGCUGGUAUUGACGAAAGGUGUAAUGAAGAAAUAAUUCACUCAUCACUCAUGGAUGACCCAUCAUCUAAAAGAAGUACUCCACCAGAGGAUCAGAUGAGAGUUCGAAGAUUGAGGGAAACCCUUAAUCUUGCAUCUCCACACAAAGCACAUUUAAGAGGCAAACAGGCCCCUUUAAUGUCUGGAUUCCCACCAUGCAAGGGCACAUUAAGACGAGUGGCUUCCCAACCGUCUUUGCAUCUGAAACAAGGAGCACAGGCUCGACAAGGCAGACCACUCUUUCAUAAAGUAUUUAGUAAUAAGGCACAUCCAGUCCACUUUCUUAUUUAAUUUGAAUGUUUACGCUGGUAAAAGUAGGGAUUUUUGCUGAAAUACCAUAGCAAAAGUUGAAUUGUAUAUUAUCUUGUAUAUUGUCAUAAUGUUUUGUUUUUAUAGUCUCUUCAUGAUUCUGUCUUUUCCUCAAAGAAUUAGGGGAUUCAUCAGAUUUGGCUCUAUUUACUAUAAAUAUUUAUAAUAAACACCUUUUCAUUUAAGAUUUUUUCAAGAAAUUUCACUUGUGUUUACUUUUCAUAGAUAUUUAUUUCUCUCAAAAAGAGUCAUUUAAGUUGUAUAUUUUGUAACUUCCUCUUUGUAAGUUGAACAUAUUACAUUUUACAGUCAUGUGGCACGUUGUUUACAGCAACCAGGCUUACACUGUGAAAGUUUCCGUGUUUUCUUUUCACCUUCAGAUAUUUGCAGUAUGUAGAAUUUUAUUGCAUUAUUGACUAUGUUGGUGGGGACUUAAUUAUUUUAUGCAUUGUGUGGGUUUAGACAAGGUAUCAGGUACUUUUUUCUGUGUUUUUUUGCCUUCCUCUGCAUUGCUUAUUUUGAAAUAAAAAGUCCAGUAAUUUUAGAGGUACAUUUGGUCAUUCUCAGUUGAAUAUAAUGCAUUAACUCCAUUCCAGUUAACAUUAUGAUAUACUGUGAAUAUGUAUAUUUAGUAUAUUUCUUGAUGCUAAUGACUUGGGUUUCAUUGUACAGUUUGUUCAUAGGAAGGACAGCUUGGUUUUAACUUUUUUAUUUUCAUGAAACAUUGUUUUACCAUAUAGUACAGGUUUUCUUCUAUAAAAGUCAACUUUCUUCUAUUUUACAGUUCCUUGUUUUUGCUUUGUGUUCAAGAUGAGAAUUGACAAUUGAAAGUUACUCCAGAGCAUAAUAUUUAAAAUGAAUUGACUGUGUUAAAUGUACAAGUACAUUGUCUUCCUAAGCUUUGAAUAUACAGGAAUAUAGAGUGCUUAUGGGUAUGAAAUAAUGAAUGCUUUUCAUUUGAAGUACAAUAACAUUUCAGGAAAAAUACUUUUUAUUGAUGACUGCAUAAUACUAGAUAUAACGACUGUCUUGAAAGUGUAUACCGAUUGAAUGAAUAAAUUUUUAACAAU